AUGUCCAACCUCGAAGAAACCGAAGCCAGACAAAGGGCCUCUGCCCUCCGGCGAAAGCAAGCCCAUGUUCGCGACAUGCUCACUAGAGGCACCCUCUUCAUCGUGCUCUACCUCCGGUCUGAUCCUCCGGUCCCCAACGACUUCCACUGGGCACUCUACCUACACGCCGAUAAUCCAGGUGGCUAUCAGUACCAUGUGCGAGGUACGAAUGGCAUUUGGGAGCCUGCCCAUGAGUUCACUCACAAUAUCAUGUCGGGACAUAAUCUCUGCGUGUUGAUUGAAAUUGCCACCAUUCGUCAGGACGAAGUCACUUAUGGGCGUGUCGACCAGAUCUUGAAAAGCUACGAUGACACGCUGAACAUGGUUUCGGGACUUAAUUGCCGGACCUGGCUGCUCAGAGUCUUGCACAUGCUUGUUGGGGCAGGAAUAGUGCACCUUAAUAUCGAGGAGCUCGAGAAGGAGUGCUAUGACUUUGGCAAUGGAUUUAGUGUGGCGGCUUCCUGUGGUGUCCAGCCGAGGCCUGUGGUGAAGUCGAUGUUUGCGUGA
Penicillium olsonii is the source of this 546-nucleotide messenger RNA. The record is from the annotation of a GenBank genome assembly. Lineage: Eukaryota; Fungi; Ascomycota; Eurotiomycetes; Eurotiales; Aspergillaceae.